CUCUACAACAAACUCUUACAGUUUAAGUAAGAGUUAUCAAACUAAACAAAACAUCCUUCUAAUGCGAACAAUUUUUCCUCUGGAUUUUUCUUAUUCCUUUGUUUUUGCAUUAUUUGAUAUUCUUUCGACCGUUAUACGAUACAAUCGCGAUGACUACAACAUGCUUGCUUAUGUCCGAAACUUUCAAGCCAUAAUAUUGGUAACUAUAUCAUUAAGCAUAACUUGUUAUUUCUUAAUUGAGUGA
Meloidogyne enterolobii is the source of this 244-nucleotide messenger RNA. Lineage: Eukaryota; Metazoa; Nematoda; Chromadorea; Rhabditida; Meloidogynidae. The record is from the annotation of a GenBank genome assembly.